AGACUUUUAAUAUGCAUUUAUGAAAGUCAAAGAGACCCUUACGCUCCUCAACUCGAAGAAGAAGGAACGAACGAUCUGCCUCUGGAGAGGUUAAAUAGGGUUUAGGUCAAGGAUACUCUCUUUCUCUUCAUUCUUCGAUUACUCUUUAUCAAAUUUCUUCAUCUAUAGUUUCGAUUUACGAUUCCGCCGCUCACCUUUUCAGCUUUCUAGAGAGAGAGAGUUAUGGCGCAGGCUGACGCAGGAGAACAGGAGUACGAGAGUGAUCCCGAAGAGCUGAAACGCUCAUUGGCGACUAGGCGGAGAGAAGCUAGUGAUGACGAGGACGAGGACGAUGAAGUGGUUAAGAACCAGAGGGCUGAGAUUGAUUCCGAUUCCGACCAAUCUAAUGAACAGGUUGAUAAUGACGAUAACAAGAGUGAGGAUGGAGAGGAUAGUUAUGACGAAGAAGAAGAAGGUGAUGAUGAAGAUAGGGAACUCGGAGAAGUCGAUGAUGACAGGACAGUUAAUUUGAUGAAGUCAGGUGAAGAUGAUGGUGCGGGGGGUCAUGUAGAUGGAGAGGAAGAUAAGGAGAAGCAAUCGUCUGCAGUUCCCACAGGUGGAGCUUUUUAUAUGCACGAUGACAGGUUUCAGGAGUUGUCUACUGGCCGAAGCAGGCGAGGGCGGGGUGGAAGGAGAUCGUGGGGAUCUGGAGAUGAAAGAAAAUGGGGACACGACAAAUACGAAGAGAUGAAUACUCAGGAGAAACCUCAUGAUCAGAAGACUUCUAGAGGUGGAUUCAGAGGUCGCGGUCGUCGAGGUAGGGGACAAGGGCGUGGAUACAGUAGAGGGAGAAGCUCUAACGCAUCCUCCAGCAGUGGACAUCAAAUUUUUGUUCCUAAAGAUACCACACGAGGGGGAGAGCCCAGAGAAGAUGAGAUUCCUCUUAGCAAAGGCAGUCAAGCACAUUCCAGUAAACCGCUACGAAAUUCUCGGGGGCGUGGGUCACAACAUUGGCAUGAGAAAAUAUCGCACCACGAUCCACGGCGUUCUCCAUCUGCCCCUGCUAAAACUGGGAAUGAGGAUGUCCAUACCAAAAAAAACGUAGUUGUUUCAAGUCUAAGUUCUGCUUCUCCUCCGUUUUAUCCUUCAGUGUCCUCGACUAACUUGGUACAUGGAAUUCAAGUUGGCAUGGAAAGACUCCAGACGAAUGAUAGUCCCACUUCUUCUGGCAAGAAGCUUAGGAAUACAAAAUCCGUUCAUACUGCCCAGAAUUUUCAGCCCACGAGUCAAGUUAGAGGAGCACCUGCUGCUGGGAACGUCUUUUACCCCCAAUCGCAUAGUCAAGGUGGCAGAUUUUCAUCCCCAAUGCAACUCAAUGGAGAUUCGAAAGGCACUAGACCUUCCGGGCAAGAUUUUGAGCAGCACUCUGCUGUCAUUAGACCAUUGUCUUCCUCUAGCCAGAGAACUAUCUCAUCAGGAAAUCAAUACGCACCUGGUGAAAUAGAAUCUGGGUCGGAUACAGGUGCAUCGUUUGCUAAGGGUAAAGGGACUCUCCAGGCUAGUGGAAACGGCUCUUUGAUGUAUAGUGGAUCUCAAGUGAUUGGGCAUGCUGAAAGUCUGGCAUCUGGUGACAAUUCUAAUUUCCCAGCUUUUCUGCCUGUUAUGCAAUUCGGUGGUCAGCAUGGUGGGGUUCCAACUUUUGGAAUGGCUUUUCCCGGAUAUGUCCAGCCUGAAAAUGGGAUCGGAAACCCGGAAAUGACAUGGAUGCCAGUUUUGACUGGACCUGGAGCUCUAGGUGCUUCGUACAGUACACCAUAUGCUGCUGUUGAUGGUUCCUACCAAGCACAUAAGCCAGGAUCCUCCAGCAGGGAGAAUAGUACAAACAACCUUGAUGACCUGGAGAAACCCUUGGAGAGGCCUGAUUUUACAGAGAGUGGGGUUUCAAAACGUCAGAACGGCAACUCAAGCAAGCAGCCUCGGAGGUACUCGGAGAUGAGCUUUAGCAAGUGAUCACAGUUGUUAGAAACUAAGAAGAAGGGAUUAAAGACUCCUUGGCUCAGGGCCCUGGUGCAUCUCCAAACUUCGUAAACAGCACACUUUAGACUGCAAUUGUUCCUGAAUUUCUUAGUUUUGUACGAUGGGAGGGAAAGAAUGAAAGACGAUACUAGGACGAUACUACUAGCUAGCAAAUAUAAAUGAAGAAAGUCGUUGUCUCAAGCCUUGGUCAGCCUGUUUUGUGUGAUCGUCUUCUCAUUUCUCGUAUGUAAUUCAUUUCUGUUUCUUGUAUAAGUUUGAUAACUUACUUAUGGUUUUGGUAAUGUGUUUUAUUCGUUGUAGAACGCUGUUUCUAAACAGGCUUUGAUAUAAUGAGAAAUGGUUAAUGGUUGUGACA
Molecule: messenger RNA, 2371 nt
Organism: Raphanus sativus (radish)
Lineage: Eukaryota; Viridiplantae; Streptophyta; Magnoliopsida; Brassicales; Brassicaceae
Product: protein MLN51 homolog
Exons: 11
Coding region: 223-1989 (588 amino acids)
Biological process (GO): mRNA processing
Cellular component (GO): exon-exon junction complex
Molecular function (GO): mRNA binding
Source: RefSeq, a predicted model, not a curated record